GUUCAGCCUGAUGCCUCUCCUCAGCCUGAAGCCUCUCCUCAGCCUGAAGCCUCUACUCAGCCUGAAGCCUCUACUCAGCCGGAUGCUUCUACCCAGCAUAAUGAACUGAUCCAGCCUGAUGAUCCUAUUAGGCCAGUUGACUCGAUGCCCGCUGUUGAUCCAGAUGAUCCGGUACCUGAUCCGAGCCCGCUGUCAUACCUGGUGACUCGGUGCCCACUGCCUUGCCAGAUGACGGGGUGCCCGCUGGCGAGCCAAAUGACCUGAUGCCUGGUGACCCAGUGCCCGCUGUCAUACCUGGUGACCCGAUGCCCGCUGUCGAGCCAGACGAUCCAAUGCCAGACGACUCGGUGCCCGCUGUUCCGCCAGUUGACUCGGUGCCCGCUGUUCCGCCAGUUGACUCGGUGCCCGCUGUUCCGCCAGUUGACUCGGUGCCCGCUGUUCCGCCAGUUGACUCGGUGCCCGCUGUUCCGCCAGACGAAUCGGUGCCC
Messenger RNA from Staurois parvus, 488 nucleotides. The record is from the annotation of a GenBank genome assembly. Lineage: Eukaryota; Metazoa; Chordata; Amphibia; Anura; Ranidae.